Messenger RNA from Cylicocyclus nassatus, 311 nucleotides. Lineage: Eukaryota; Metazoa; Nematoda; Chromadorea; Rhabditida; Strongylidae. The record is from the annotation of a GenBank genome assembly.
CCCCAAAAAUGCUCAAGUGGCUGACGGACGUUACAUCGGCUAAAAUCGUUGGCGAAAAGGACGAAGACGAUGGUCGAGACGAAAUUAUGGACAAUGACGAUAACAUGAUGAUCGACCUAAUUCUGUCCGAAAUUGAAUUGACGGUGGCGGCUUUUGAGACCGAAAAGGAACAACGUAAGUCUCAAGAGUGUCUACAGAAACGAAUACCCGACUAUUCAUGGCUAAUUAGCGAGAAUUCACAAAAACCGAAGAAGUAUCUAACAAUGAAUGAACGAGCUCGUCUUACUCGGGCUUGCGAACGUCUUCGUGCU